Molecule: messenger RNA, 1869 nt
Organism: Penicillium mononematosum
Lineage: Eukaryota; Fungi; Ascomycota; Eurotiomycetes; Eurotiales; Aspergillaceae
Exons: 2
Coding region: 1-1869 (622 amino acids)
Source: RefSeq, a predicted model, not a curated record
AUGGCUUUCACUCCCCAUACCGAUUCGGAAGGUCCCCGCGGCCGUACCGGCCGCCCUGAAAGCCGCGAUGAAAGCCGCCCUGAGAGUCGCGCUGAGACUCCCAGCCGCACUGUGACCCCCACCUCCGUACACUCGUCUCGUUCUCGUCGCAGCACCGUCUCCCGCGUACACUUUGAAGAGCCCGAUAUGUGUAACCCACUGGCUUCUCCUCGUUCUGACGUGACUGUCACUGCAGUCCCGGUGCCUGUGCCUGUCCAGUCGUCCAACCCUAGGGUUGGUUUGCCUUCGUCGAGUGUUGCAGAGAGCUCGCAGUCCGUGGAGCAGUUGCCUGAUUCUUCAGAAGACAAACGCAACGCGUUCGCCCACCGCAAAACAAACCCUUCUGUUUCCCCCCACCCUCCCCCUCGCUCUUCACUUCGUUCUUCUCUCCGUUCUACCCUCCGUUCUUCUUCCAUCCCUCCUGUACCCCCCAUUCCUGUAUCCAUCCUGAAAAACCGACCAAGCAACAUCACCCUCACUCAAGUCAAACCUCGCUCCCUGUCAGCUCCUCCAUCUCCACCCAAGAUGGAUGAAAGUUCCAAUGUUCCGGAGGGCAACAACAAGCCACUCCCCGUGUCUCCGUCUGGUAGAUUCAACCCCCAGACUCCCAGCCCUCGUACUCCCAGCUUCAGAAAUGAUGGCAUGUACCGUCCAAGCGCCAGUCCUAUGGAGGGCCCAAGCGGUGUCAGUCCUACGACUCAGCGAUCCAGCUUGACUGUCAAGGAUCUUCCCGAGGCUGUUCGAUCCCUUCAGUACCGUUAUGAGACAGACAUCUUCCGACUGUCCAAGAAGUUCGACGACCUCAACAAGCUCGAACAAAAGGUUGAUGACUUUGUGACCGUGACCCGUGACUACUUCAAGGACCAAAUGGAUGCUCAGCUUGAGCGCCAGUCCGAAUUGACCUUCGAGCUUGCCCAGGCACGGGCUGACGCGAGUGGCACCAAGGAGCAGGUUGCCGAGCUCAUGAAAGAGCUCAAGGAGAUUAAGGAGGAGAUUCCGGAGAUGAGAACCGAAAUCAACGAGCUCACCUCCUCCUUCAACGACCUGGCCGCCAAGGUCGACAUGUGUCUCACUGGAAUUUGGGACAACACCGAGGAGCCGUUCGUGGCGUACCAGCGGCGGAAGAACAGAGAGCUGGAUGAAGACAUCCAAGACAUCGGGUCUCAGACGGAAGACCAAAACCGCCAGAUCACCUUCCUCCGUCGAAUGUUCAUCCAGGUCCAGAUGGCAUUUGACGUCUUGCGACAUGAGCACGGCAUUCAACUUUCCGAGGACGUAAAGAAGAUCCUUCCUCCCAACCCCCUGCCAGCACACGACGCCGUCCCCGCCACUGGCACCGUGCGAAGUCUCGCCUCGUUUGGCUCUGGCGCAAACCCGCCAGCAAAGACCGACGCCGCAGCAAAGGCCGGUCCCUCCACCCAGACCGCUCCGCCAGCAAAGGCGACCCCUGCAUCAACCACGGCGCCUGCAUCAGCCAGUGCGUCCGCAACAGUCACGCCGCCGGGAUCUUCCACGGCAAAGCAGAGUUCGAUCCCCCGCCGAUCCAAGAAGAAGAGCUCGAAGAAGAACUCCGGCUCUUCCGCUGCGAAAGAGACCUCCACCGCCAAGACCGAGGAGGUCCCCGCCGUUCCCACCCUUCCCGAGGGGAUUCGUGUCCCCCGGGAUGCCGUCCGCGAGGCCCCCGUCCCCCUCGCCGAUAUUCAUCCACUGUUCCGACCUCAAUUCAAUGAGGUGAACGCCCCCGGGAUCCCUACCGCAGGUGUCCUGACCGCGGAACCUUCGGGCCGCGUGUCCCCCGUUGAGGCUGGCAAGGAUGCGGCUCGCAAGUAA